Messenger RNA from Entrophospora sp. SA101, 369 nucleotides. The record is from the annotation of a GenBank genome assembly. Lineage: Eukaryota; Fungi; Glomeromycota; Glomeromycetes; Entrophosporales; Entrophosporaceae.
AUGAAAAAGAAUCAAUUAAUUGCAGAACUUGAAUCCAUCCAACAUCAUUUAAAAUGUGAAUAUGAAAAAGAACUUGAAGUGUAUUGCCUAGGACACACUUAUCAUGUUGAAUGUCUUGAGCAUUGCCUUCCAUAUGCUUUUGGACAAUGUACCAAUUCCCAUAUUUCUAAUUGUAAACAAUGCAAUAAGAUAUCAAAAUGGUUUCAUCAAUUAAUGCAGGUUAUGCCAAAUGAUUUAGAACAAAUUAUUAAUAACAGAAAUAAGCUUCAGUAUUAUUGGUCACAUCAGGCAAGAAAGACAUACCUUAAUGCUCAAUUUAAUGCUAACUUGCUUUCUCUUGAUGAUGAGGGUGCAAUCAUUGUAAGAUGA